Messenger RNA from Mauremys reevesii (Reeves's turtle), 4115 nucleotides. RefSeq names its product SIX homeobox 5 (gene SIX5). The transcript is spliced from 5 exons. Gene Ontology annotation, biological process: regulation of transcription by RNA polymerase II. Lineage: Eukaryota; Metazoa; Chordata; Testudines; Geoemydidae. The coding region runs from base 1 to 2769 and encodes 922 amino acids. Gene Ontology annotation, molecular function: DNA-binding transcription factor activity, RNA polymerase II-specific; RNA polymerase II cis-regulatory region sequence-specific DNA binding. Gene Ontology annotation, cellular component: transcription regulator complex; nucleus. The record is from RefSeq and is a predicted model, not a curated record.
AUGGAGAGCAUCAUCGCCUACUGCGGCCCGUCGCUCCCACGGCUGAUGGCAUCGCACCUGGCAUCGCAGAUUCCCAGCUCCAGCUCAAUCCCAGGGAUCUCGGAGCAGCACCCGGCACCAGGGCGCUUGACAGCACAGCGUCCGGGGGUGGAUGUGCCCAUCCUGCGGCCGCCCCCGUCCCCGCCGCCCCCCGCGGGCUCCCCCCCGCCGCCGCCGCCGCCGCCGCCGCGCUUCUCCCCCGAGCAAGUGUCGUGCGUGUGCGAGGCGCUGCUGCAGGCCGGCGACCCGGGCCGGCUGGGCCGCUUCCUGGGCUCGCUGCCGGCCGAGCCGGAGCCGGAGCCGGAGCAGGCGGCGGGCGGGGAGAGCCUGGCCAAGGCGCGGGCGCUGCUGGCCUUCCAGCGCGGGGACUUCGGGGAGCUCUACCGCCUGCUGCAGAGCCGCCCCUUCGCCGCCCCGCACCACCCCUUCCUGCAGGACCUCUACCUGCGCGCCCGCUACCGCGAGGCCGAGGCGGCCCGGGGCCGGGCGCUGGGCGCGGUGGACAAGUACCGGCUGCGCAAGAAGUUCCCGCUGCCCAGCACCAUCUGGGACGGCGAGGAGACGGUGUAUUGCUUCAAGCGCCGCUCGCGGGCCGCCCUGCGCGACUCCUACGGCCGCAGCCGCUACCCCAGCCCCGAGCAGAAGCGGCGCCUGGCCCGCGACACCGGCCUCUCGCUCACCCAGGUCAGCAACUGGUUCAAGAACCGGCGGCAGCGGGACCGCAGCGGGGGAGGCGCCGGCACCCCCAGCAAGAGCGAGUCGGACGGGAACCCCAGCACGGAGGACGAGUUGAGCCGGGGGCCGGAGGAGACGGAGCUGGCCGUGGGGACGCCCGCCGUGCCGGACGGGGCCGUCGCCUCCGGGAACCUCUUCUUGCCGGCGCCCGCCGGGGCCUGCUCCGGGGCCUCGUCCAUCCUGCUCAACGGCAACUUCAUCACCACGGCCGGCCCGCAGGCCAUGCUGCUGAACGGCGGCUCCGUGCUCCAGGCACCGGGCGGGGUGCUUAUCAACGGGCUGGCGCUGGGCGACAGCCAAACCAUCACCCUGAGCCCCGUGGCGUCCACCCCGCCCGUGCUCCUCAACGGCGCCGCCCUGGGGGGGGCCAAGACCCCGCCCGGCGCCGGCCUGGAGUCGCCGCCGGCCUCCUCGGCCAGGCCUGACAUCAAGGCAGAAGCCGGGGAGGCGCUGCCCUCCCUUGUGCUCGGCCCGGGCACCGUGGAGGUGAAGACGGAGGAGAGCCAGGCCGUCAGGGCCCUGGCCGAGGUGCCCACGCUCCUUCCCCUGCCCCCGGCCGCGUCCGACCCAAAGGGGGCGCUGCUUCCCGCGCCGGCCGGCUCAGUGCCGCAGGUGGUGCCGUCAGGCGAGGAAGCCCCCUGCCCGGCCCCAGCCCUCCCCCAGCCGGUGGCCUCCGGCUCCCAGAUUGUCCCCCUCUCCCAAGUGGUGCCUAGUUCUCAGCCCGGCCAGGCCCUGCCCGUGACGUCGCCUCCCCCGGCUGCCACCCCUCUCCUCCAGGGCUCUCCCCUGCUGUCCUUCCCCGCCCUCACCUCGCCCGUCCCGGGGCCAGCUCAGGGCACCCCGGUGCCCACUGUAGUCCACGUCCCUGCCCCGCCCCUUAUCCCCAUCUCCCAGGUCUCGCCUCCCUCCCAAGUAGUGCCCCUGUCCCAGCCGGCCCCAGGCACCCCGGUGCUGUCCCCUCCCCAGAUGGUGCCGCUCUCGCCCACCCAGGUGUACUCGGUGCCCCAGGGGGCCCCCGCCCCACAGCUGGUGUCGGUGCCCCAGGGGUCCCAGCUCAUCUCGCUCCCGCAAGUGGUGCCCACGUCGCAGGUGGUGACGCUGCAGCAGGGGGUGGGGCCGAUCCAGAUCCUGGCCAGCGCUGCCCCGCUCAAGGUGGGGGCUCCGCCGGCGGCCGGUGGGACCGCGGGGCAGGGCAACGUGCACCUCAUCAACGCCAACAUGGGCGUGACCACGCUGCAGCUGCCCGCCGGUGCGCCAGGGAACUUCCUCCUGACAAACCCAGUGCCGGGCGGCGGCACCAUCCUCACCGGCAUGACACUCCAGCAGGGCAAGCUCAUCCUGACCGCCACCUUCCCAGCCACCAUGCUCAUGUCCCCGGUGCUCUCCGCCCCCGCCGGCAGCCUGGCCCUGCCCAUCAAGCAAGAAACGGCGCCUCUAACCGGCACCAGCGCCCCCGUCCCAGGGCCCGUGAACUCCGAGGGCGCCGGGGCAGGCCAGCCGGCCUUGGCUUUCGGGGCGGACGGUGUGGCCGGCCGUCAGCCUGGCGUCCUCUCGAACUUCCCCCAGGAGGGCCUGGUGCUGUCCCCGCUGCCGCAGCCGGCAGUGUGGCCUGGCUCGGCGGGCAUGGAGAUGCAAGCGGCAGGCACCGAGGGGCUCUUCGAGAUGGAGAAGGGGGCAGUGGAGGUGCUGGAUGGCACGGAGCCGAGCGGCCUCCUGCUGCCCGAGGCCGAAGGGCUGCUGCUGGGCAGCUCAGCCAGCGACCCCCUGGAUCCCGAGGGCCUCGACUCGGACGAGAAGGUGCUGACCCAGCUUCAGUCGGUGCCCGUGGAGGAGCCCCUGGACUUCAGGAGGAUAAACACCCCACGAGCUGAACCUUUUAUAUUAAAAAAUAAAGUGCAUUUAACUUUUGUAAACCUUCACUACGUCGGAGCAGUGGCCACUCCUGCCUUGGCCAGCCGAGGCCGCGUUUCCCGCCAGCCUGGUGGGGUUUCUUAGAGGGGGUUCUUUGGACUGGUUGAAGGCUUUGGACUCCCCAAAAUCACACUACAGAGCGACUGGAGAGCCGUGUUGGUACGGGGUCCUCUCCACACAGGAUGCCUGGGUUCCAGAUCUACCGCAGGACAGGAUCCCUCCCCCUGUGGAACAACCAGGUUCUAGAUCCACAGCAGAAUGGGACCCCCGUGUCCCAGAGCUACACCAGAUCAGAUCCCAGCCUCAUGGAGUAAUCAGGUUCUAGAUCUGUGCCAGACUGGGAUUUCUGCUCCAUGGAGUAACUGGGUUCUGGAUCCACACUGGAGUGGGAUCUGUCUGCCACCAUGAAGCUGUUGGGUUCUAGAUACGCAUCAGAAUGGGAUCCCUGCCCCAUGGAGUGCCCAGUUUCUAGACCUACAUUGGGAUAGAAGCUUUCCCCUGCCAUGGAAUUACUGGAUUCUAGAUCCAUGUCUCAAUGGGAACUCUGCCUCGUGGAGUAGCCAGUUUCUUGAUCCAUGGCAAUAUGAGAGCCCGUCCCCCCCAAGGAAACCACCAGGUUCUAGAUCCACACUGGAACUGGAUCCUCCACAGUGCAACUGGAACUGCAUCAGAAUGGGUUCCCACCCCAUGGAGCUUCCAGGGUUCUAGAUCAUCAUCUGAAUGGAUCCCAGCUUCAUGGAGCUUCCAGGUUCUAGAUCCACACUGGGAUGGGUUCCCUCCCCUUGGAGCAGCUGGCUUCUCUUGGACCCACCUCGGAACAAGCUGCUCUUUGUGGUUUUUCAGUCUUCGUCAUCUUCUGGGACCGGCUCCCCUGUCGUCCUCUCCUCUUCCCCAGUUCCUCAUCCUCAAAAUCCAGAGCUUCCGUUGUGAAUCCUCAAAGUUGUCCCCACCAGGGUGCCCGUGGGCUCCUCCGGCACCCUGGCCUCCCAUGAGCCUUCUGGAUUUCUCUGGCUGUCCAAGACGAACAAACCAAGGGCGGUCAGCUCUGUCCGGCAAGCCAGAGGGGUGGCACCAGAGGUUCCUUUCCUUCCCCCUCCACCCGUGCACCAUGGUUAUCUGCGGAGGGACCCAGACUGGACACUUGAAUCUUGGGGUACUGCCUCCUGUCCCACCCUCCCCCUAGCUCCUCUCACCAGGUACUAGUGCAUCUCACUAUUAUUAUUAUUUUCACCAUUUUGCUACAAUUUUUUUUUUGUGAGGAACAAUCAUUUCUACCCGAGAUUCUUUUUUUUAAAGAAGCUUCUGUCGUCGUUGUCCCUGUACAUUAUUAUUGUUGGUUUUUUUUUUAAACGUAGUGCUCUGCGUGUCUGUCCGUCUGUCUGUCCAUCCAUCCAUCCAUCCUGGUACUGUAUGAAAUUUGUAUAUCCAUA